Penicillium griseofulvum is the source of this 1008-nucleotide messenger RNA. RefSeq lists its product as uncharacterized. Lineage: Eukaryota; Fungi; Ascomycota; Eurotiomycetes; Eurotiales; Aspergillaceae. The transcript has 2 exons. The record is from RefSeq and is a predicted model, not a curated record. The coding region runs from base 1 to 1008 and encodes 335 amino acids.
AUGAUCCAUACACGACACCCUCACCCGACUCCUCUGGGCACAAAGGACCUAGGUCCAAUUUCCAUCUUGGCCCCAUUUUCAGCCUUGAUCAUCUCCAUCAUCUUGACGAUAUGCUUUCUCAUUCGCUUCUACAUCCUCGAAGGAUUCCUCAUCCGUCGUCUCUAUGGCCCCAUCUACACGCGGAUGAGCGAGCUGAAUCGUCGAGGCUUCAUUAACCACCACAUCGCUGGAGUCACCAAAGUUAUCAUUUUGAUCGUUGCCGCAUACCCCUUUAUCAGUGUCGCUUUCUUCAGAGGGCCAUCAUUCAGCACGCCCUAUGUCCAUGGCUCAGUGGUGACACUUGGGGACAUCCUGGUGAUUGUAGCCCAAAUGCUGAUCGGUAUAUACAUUUUCGAGUUGAUCUACCGUGUGAAGUUGUCACCCGUCGCUGUGAUGCAUCACGUCGGAACAAUCAUCAUUGGCCAAGUGGCUAUCGCGAUCACUCUGCCACCGUUACGCGAACCCGAUGCCUACCUCGAGUUCGUUCUCUGCUUAGUCUGGGGUGCAUUCGACGUUGUCUUCGAGCUGUUCCCCCAUGUUGCCAUAGUCCUCUAUCGGAUCUUCCCCGACCGUCACCGAUUCCUUGGCAAUGUUUUCCUCUUCUCGUGUUGCUCGACCGCAUUGGGCACAGUCGCCGAGACCAUUGUGAUGAUGUGGCUAUUUUCAACCUCGUGGGACCGGUGGCGGCUUGCCUUCAAGAUCGUCACCCCGAUCCUGCAUGCGGCGUUCUCUGCGGCACAAAUCCAUGGAAGUAUUGUCUUCUGGCGGAUGUACUGCCGACAGAAGCGCUUUCAGGCAGAGGACGAUGUCGAAGCGAGAGAACCAAAUACUAAGCAUGAGGGUGAGGACUCAGUACAUCGUCAAUCCGAAAGUCAGGGUGGGCGGAGUGUGGAGUGGGAGGGCGAUCUUGGCUUGAUCACUAUAAAAUCGGAGGUCCCCCUUGUUGAUGCCGUUGAGAGAUCACGUUAG